This is a messenger RNA of Penicillium malachiteum, 948 nucleotides long. Its product is annotated as Clavaminate synthase-like protein. Bases 1 to 948 code for a protein of 315 amino acids. NCBI's taxonomy places the organism in Eukaryota, Fungi, Ascomycota, Eurotiomycetes, Eurotiales, Aspergillaceae. The record is from RefSeq and is a predicted model, not a curated record. Gene Ontology annotation, molecular function: dioxygenase activity. The transcript is spliced from 4 exons.
AUGGCUGUUUCAAGCUUAGACUAUCAUCAAUUUACCUCACUUGACAAGACAUGCCGUCAACAGUUCACUCAAGAACUACUCAGCAGCUUUGAGGUAACCGGAUUUGCCAAACUGCAGAAUCACCCAUUCAGUGAGCAGGAAGUGGAGGAUUUGUUGUUAUGGAGCCAUAAGUUCUUUGACCGGCCCAUUGAAUUGAAGGGAGAAAUUUCGAGCAAACCAGGUCCUCAGCCUAUGCGUGGCUACACUCCUUUGAGGGUCGAAGAAGUUAGCAAGCUUUAUUCUGAUACCAAAAUCAGAAGCAUGACUGACUCUAAGGAGUACUUUGAUCAAGGUCCUGAGCAUGACACCGAUUUUCCAAAUCAGUGGCCUGAAGACCCGGAACUAUCGGGCUUUAAGCCGUUCAUGGAGAAUUUUUACCGUAAAUGCGAUGAAGUCUGUCUCCAGCUCAUAGGAGCCUUGGAAAUUGCAUGGGGCAUUGAGGAUGCGUCAUUGAUCGCUCGUUGUAUACCUAGUGCUGCUGAGCUUCGAUUAACGCACUAUCGUGAAACCACUGUCAAGGAGAUGCAAAUGGGUCAUACCAGCCGCAUCGCGCCACAUAUUGACUUUGCUAUUUCAGAUAUGAUCGUCAAUGUUGGCGACACACUGACCCGUUGGACAAACGGAAGAAUCGCCGGCGGUAUCUACCAAGUCACCAUCCCAGAGGCGACCAAGCAUGAUGAUAAUGUGAUAACAUCUCGGAUGUCCAUGGCCUAUCCGUUUAAGGCUAGUCGCGACAUACCUGUCGCCCCUUUGCCCAAAUUUGUCACGCAGACAAAGCCUGCAGUCUACCCGGACACCAGCGCUCUUGAGUUCCAAAGAUGGCGCAACAGCGUCAUAUACAAUCUUGACAAGAAGCAAUAUCCAAGUCAACCCAAUAAUCACAAGGCCAUCAUGGAGGUCGAGGCCUAA